Cryptotermes secundus is the source of this 934-nucleotide messenger RNA. Its product is annotated as probable methylthioribulose-1-phosphate dehydratase. Lineage: Eukaryota; Metazoa; Arthropoda; Insecta; Blattodea; Kalotermitidae. Gene Ontology annotation, molecular function: metal ion binding; methylthioribulose 1-phosphate dehydratase activity. The coding region runs from base 111 to 845 and encodes 244 amino acids. The record is from RefSeq and is a predicted model, not a curated record. Gene Ontology annotation, cellular component: cytoplasm. The transcript is spliced from 6 exons.
CGUCCACGUGACAGGUCCUUUGACUCGUCCACGUGACAGGCCCGGUGGUUGGGAUUAUAUGUAGAGUGAACGUAAUUUAUUCAGAGUGAAUUUAUUGUCUUCAGUAUAUUAUGGCUGCAGUAGUAAAAUCAGAGGAACAUCCAAGGAAUUUGAUUCCUGAGUUAUGUCGGCUUUUCUAUAAUCUUGGCUGGGUAACGGGAACAGGCGGAGGAAUAAGUAUAAAACAUGAAGGCAAAAUAUACAUUGCUCCAUCUGGUGUUCAGAAGGAACGUAUAUUACCAGAGGAUCUGUUUGUACAGGACAUGGAUGGACAAGAUUUAGAGCUUCCUCCGCCAGAGAAGAAGCUGAAGAAGAGUCAGUGUACGCCACUGUUUAUGUGUGCUUACACAGCCCGUCAAGCUGGUGCAGUAAUUCACACCCAUUCUAAAGCAGCUGUCUUGGCAACAUUACUAUAUCCUGGGAAAGAAUUUAGAGUCACCCAUUUGGAGAUGAUAAAGGGAAUACGUAAUCAGAAACUUGGCCGAAACUACAAUUAUGAUGAAGAACUUGUGAUUCCUAUAAUUGAAAAUACCCCAUGGGAAGCAGAUCUGAAGGACAGGAUGGCUCAAGUAAUAGAAGAAUAUCCUCAGACCACAGCUGUUCUUGUCAGGCGCCAUGGUGUUUAUGUGUGGGGUGACACUUGGCAACAAGCCAAGACAAUGUCUGAGUGUUAUGACUACCUGUUUGAUGUAGCAGUAAAAAUGAAGCUGCAUGGCUUGAAUCCACAAGAGACUCCUGAACAGCAUGAACUGAAAAUUCAGAAUGAAGCCAGUGUGCUUAAAAAUUGUAAAUCAGAUCAAUACUGACCACGCCAACUCAGACACACAUAAAUGAAUGUUCAUUUGAUACUUUGAUUGCUGCAGAGUUACAAGUAAUAAAAGAGUUUCCAAGGAUA